AUAAUAGUUUAAUAGUAGCUGAAUAUGUUGUAAGAACGACUAACCGAUGAUCCUUUUUUUCUUGGUCCGCUCGUUUAUGGAUGACUUGAGUACAUUAUAUUUGUUUACAUUGUCUUGUUAAACACACUAUUCAUGAUCAACUGGCCUUGGGACGUCAACAGGGAAUUAGAACAAGAGGCAGUUACUGUAUCGCUGGUGUUACAUUGUUGUAGCCUGUGAAUGAAAGACGAACUUGGAUCAAGUAUGGCAUUUCGACGUAUUAUGAUUUGUUUGUUUCAUCUGAGUAUGAUCAAGGAAGGUAAGAACAGAUGUGUGGCAAGGAUGAUCUCUCUACAUAUCACACUUGGAUUGUGUCACCUUAUGUUUGUGAUCAAAACAGGGAGCUCCUGUGGGGGAAACUCUGCAUUGGAAGUUGUAGAGAUGUGCAGUGGAGGUUCAUCCACAGCCCGUCACUUCUACCUACACGGGUCUCCAGCAGGUGAUGUACAGCGGUGUGACUGUAACCUGACUAUCACAAAUGCGUCAGGGUCAGUGAAUAUUAAACCCGUUCCCCUGACUGACAAAACAGCAACCCGUGGAGGAACACUGACACUGCCCGAUGGCGUAACAGAAGACUGUACACGGACUUCCAGGGUAGUUAAAUUUAUAUAUCCAGGUACCACGACGCUUGCCUUUGCCUACAACACUACAGAUGUUAGAUGUUGUGUUGAGGUAGAGUUACAACCAUCAGAAGGCAACAUAGCUAUAACAUGCCCUAACUCUACGACAACACAGACACAAUCAUCGCCGACAACAACUACAACGGCAUCUGAAAGGACACCAUCAGCAUCAGCGUCAACAUCAAUUUCGUCACCAACCACUACAACAAUGGUACAAUCGCCGCAACCAUCAACUACAAUAACAUCGAUAUCGUCACCAACAACAACAACAACGGUACCAAUCACGACCACUACAACGAAAACUACAACAAGAACAUCACUACAUACCGAUGAAAUCGUUUUUUCUUCCACAUUGACACCUAGCGCAACUACGCAUUUGUCUACGUCGACAUCUACAAAUGCACCAAGGUCUACCCUGACGUCGACAAUGACGCCAUCGUUUGAAAACCGAUCAACAUCGUAUGCCACACAGACUCAAUCAGCAACUGAUAACAGUAAAAGGGACAGCACGACAGUGGCAAGUCAGGCCGUUUCAUCUUUCCCUGUCGCUGCUGUUGCCGGUGGUGUUGGUGCUGGUCUCCUGAUUCUCCUUGUCGUAGUCGUUGUAGUGUUGUGUCACUGCAGGGGUCGUCAUGUUGACAAACAAGAAGAAUUGAAAGGUCCGACCAGCGUCAUCACAGUUACAAACAGUCUAUACGAAUCCUCAGCAGCGAUCAAUUACACACAUCCAACAAAACCACUAGCCAUUGCUGAGCAGCAGGACAACACCCCAGUGGUUGAAGACCAAAUUUCUCUGGGCCUGACAUCUGAUGACCAAGGCGGAACACCCGGUAUUGCUGACCACCAUGACGGAACACCUAGAAUAGCUAAACAACACGACGAAACACCUGCUAUUGAUGAACACCGAGACGGGACAACUGACAUGUACGCCCUUGUCAACAAGCCAAAGCCGUCGUCAGAAGCUACAACCACUACGGAACAACCAGUUCACACUGCCCCUAAAAAGCCUCUUCCCUACGUUGAUUCUGACCUUUCAAAAGCCACCAAGACAAUAUCGCCUCCUCCGAUUGGGGAAAAUGAUAUAUAUGCAAAAGUUGACAAGUCAUCCCUGAAAAAUAAGCUAUAGAUUUGUUGAUUGUUGUAAUUUAGUUUUUUUCGAAAAAACAACAAAUUAUCAAAUAACAAACAUGUGACCAUGUAACGUGAGAAAGAUCAUGAAGAUGAACAAGUUCCAUUUCUAAAUCAUGUGACAAAUUUCAAGGUCGACUGUCGGUCUAUGUUCACGGAAUUGAAAAUGUUUCUUAUAUGUGAUACGCAUAAACUCUGCAAGUAUAAUCCUCCCCUAAAUGUAUGAUUACAAAUCUGAAUCCAUGUUGCAGGUUAGAUAGAUAUUGGCAUUGAUAAUCCAUCAGCAGCUUAACUUUCAUAACUUUCUGGAUGACCUUUAGAUUAAUAAUUUUUAUUUAUUUUAUUUUUUAUUAAUUUGUAAUAUUCACUAUUUUACCCGCUACUGUCACCACUAAUAUCACAUAAACAUGUAUAAACAUUCUUAAUAGAUUCAACACACUAUACGUUUUGUUUGUUUGUUGUUUAGCGCUUAACUCAGCUAUAUUACAGCUACAUGAAUGCGGUAUGUAAAUAAUCGAAUCUUGACCAGACAAUCCAGUGAUUAUAUGUAAUAUGGAAAAUGAAGUGCAAGUAUAAACAUGUACGUUGUAUUGUAAUGGAAGGUUCAAAUAAAAACAUUGUUAAAUGUAUAAACAUUGUCGAACUUAACAUUUGUCUGCCCAUCCUGUAUAUAUGUCUUAUGAAAGGAAGCACAACAGGGUUAGGGUAGCUCGAGCGACCAAGUCAUCUAAGCUGCUUCCUUCAGUCUCGCAAGAAACCUAUGAUUUUGGGUUCGAAUCCCGCUUCGCACUAAUUCCAGGUUCAUUCGCACUAUGCUAUUUCUCAUGAUACGUCAUGAUGUAACUAAAAUUGUGUUCAAAGCGGCGUUAAACCAAAGUCCUUCGCUUACCAUGCAAGUAAUUCGUAAUGAACCAAACGUCGAUGACGAAGACAUUCAAAAUGCUAUAUACUGGUACAUUACAAGCGUGUAUCAGAUAUAUUAAAGUUCAGAACUACAGAACAGCAUCAUUGUACAUCUUGAAAUUUAAUAAGUACCUCUGAGACAUACACGAUUUAGAAAUAGUGGCCAAAGAGGAUUGUUUUAGAUUUUUGUUUAGUUGACGACCCGAUGAUUGGACUACGGAGACAAAUUGACCUAUUACAUCACUUAGUUUUGCAAAUUAUCGGUUCUUCAGGUUAUUAGGCGAAAAUAGCAAAUUUGGAUUUUUCAACGAGAUCGAACUCUGCGACGUAAUGAAGAAAUGGUUCUUGGAUGGUAAUCCUAUCAAGAUCUCUUACUACAAUGUUUAAGUAUAUCAUUUUCACAAACACCUUUAAGGACCAAAUGUAUUGAUACAUGUACACCAGACGUCAAAGCUAAUAAGGCACUACUUGCUGUAAACGAAAUGCAAUUUAGGUCUGCUAAUAUAUCAGUUAAUAUACUGUUUAAACUCUUCGAUAUUUGUUCUUUAUUGUGUCCAAAAUUGGGGAUACUCUCUUCGACAGUUUGUUGAAUCAUACAAUUUGUUUUUGUAAAUUUGUUUUCUCAUUAGCACGGUGUUGCAAAAACUUUAUCCAGUACAGUAAUGCUGGGCAAUAUGGGUGAUGCAUAGUGUUUCUUUAAAUAUCGUUAAACAACGUUCUCGGCAUUGAAUGUAUCAUGUAAAAAUGUGUGAAUCAUAUUAUCAAAUCAAAUCAUUAUCUGGUGUAGAAUAUUAUGUAACCGGUAUAGAAAGUGAAUAUUUUACACGCUUUCUUUGUUAUUUAAUAGUUUGUGAAUCAUUGUAACUCAUGAAGACGAUUUGGUAUUGAUUAUGCAUAUGCUUGAUUGAUUUGUAAAAGGU
Haliotis rufescens (red abalone) is the source of this 3610-nucleotide messenger RNA. Its product is annotated as flocculation protein FLO11-like. Lineage: Eukaryota; Metazoa; Mollusca; Gastropoda; Lepetellida; Haliotidae. The record is from RefSeq and is a predicted model, not a curated record. Bases 220 to 1785 code for a protein of 521 amino acids. The transcript has 7 exons.